Messenger RNA from Daldinia childiae, 1041 nucleotides. RefSeq names its product Aldehyde reductase 2. Bases 1 to 1041 code for a protein of 346 amino acids. Gene Ontology annotation, molecular function: oxidoreductase activity, acting on the CH-OH group of donors, NAD or NADP as acceptor. The transcript has a single exon. The record is from RefSeq and is a predicted model, not a curated record. NCBI's taxonomy places the organism in Eukaryota, Fungi, Ascomycota, Sordariomycetes, Xylariales, Hypoxylaceae.
AUGUCAAAAUCUACAUUCUCCAACCCGACAAUCCCUCAGGGUUCUACCGUUCUCGUUACCGGCGCUAAUGGUUUAAUUGCUUCACAUGCUGUUGAUCGUCUCCUGGAAGCGGGCUAUAAUGUCCGGGGCACCGUUCGCACCCCUUCAAAAUGCACGUGGAUGGUGCCGUUAUUCUCAUCGCGUCACCCAUCAAGUCAAUUAGAGAUCGUGCAGGUCUCGGACUUUGGCGUUCCCGGCGCAUGGAAUGAUGCUGUCAAAGGAGUCGCCGCCGUUGUAGCCGUAGCUGGCGGUGUAGGCAUAGCAGUUUCGGAUAUCGACAAGGCACUCGAGGAGGAAGUGCCGUGGAAUGAAGCGCUCCUACAGGCAGCGAAGAACGAGCCUACCGUAAAGGCGUUUAUCUAUACAAGCAGUGCAUGGGCGACAUGGACACCGGAUCAAACCAAGAAGGUCAAAUUGACGGAAUGGACUUAUAAUGACAAUGCCGUGCGGAUAGUUAGGAGCGACGCUACUCCCGAGGAGAAAGGAAUCCGGCCGUAUAUGGCAUUCAAAGCAUUACUCGAGCAGCGGAUUUGGGAUUGGGUUAAAAGGGAGAACCCCUCCUUCACCUUCAACACAAUUCUCCCCGAGACGGUCAUCGGCGAAUGUCUCGACCCCGAGCAUCAGGGCAUCCUAAGCACUUGCGGAAUGGUGAAGUCUCUCUACGAGGGCAAAAAUCUAGAAGUGCUAUCCAUGCUACCACCGCAAUGGGUUUCCGACACGCGCGACACCGGCUUGCUUUACGUAGCGGCCCUGAUUACCCCCGGCGUAGACAGGGAGAGGCUGUAUCCGUGGAGCGACCGGUAUAGCUGGCCUAGGAUCGCCCAGAUACUGAAAAAGCUGUAUCCGCAGAAAGAGAUCCCAGUCUUGGAGGACAACGGGUGGGAUCAGACGGAAGUGCCGAAUAAGAGGGCUGAGGAAUUGCUGCGCGGCUUAGGACAGGAUAAGUGGACCAGUCUUGAGGAGAGUGUGGAGGCUUGUGCUAAGGGCUUCGUAAAGGAUUGA